Molecule: messenger RNA, 1094 nt
Organism: Leptinotarsa decemlineata (Colorado potato beetle)
Lineage: Eukaryota; Metazoa; Arthropoda; Insecta; Coleoptera; Chrysomelidae
Product: PSME3-interacting protein
Cellular component (GO): nucleus
Source: RefSeq, a predicted model, not a curated record
AACCUGUCACUGUCGUUUUGUCUACUUCAGUAUUGUUUUUGUCCAAUAUUUCCUACUUUCUCAUAAUGAAGUGUUGAAAAAGGAUGACAACAUACUGAGUUUGCGUUUCAGAUUGAAGUCGUUGUUGAAAUUUGUAAAAUUCAGUGAAAGAGAUUGUGAUAUUCAAGUUCGAGCAAUAAUAGGAAUAUGAGUUCUGGUUUUAUUACGGAGACCGAAGCAGCAGAAGUAAGAAAACGGAGACAAGAAGAAUGGGAUAGAGUUAGAAAGGCCGAUGAUCCGAUAGUUAGACCAGAAGAGCCCUUCGAUUCACGGAGUCUAUACGAUAAAUUACAGGAACAGAAACAGAAGAAAGACUUGGAAUAUGAAGAAGCGCACAAAUUGAAAAAUAUGAUAAAAGGUCUCGAUGACGAUGAAAUUGAGUUUCUGGACCUUGUAGACCGCACGAAAAUAGAAGCAGAUCGCAAGAAAGAACUAGAAGAAGAGCAGGAGUUGCUCGAUUAUAGAAACCGAGUCGCUAUUUUACAGGAAAAAUCUUUAGACGAGAGGAUCCAGGCAGACAUAGUAGUCAACAAAUCGAAAACUUCCAAAGACAAUCGUAAUUCGCAACAGAAGUUGCUGAAAGGGAUCGUUAUAAAAAAGAGCGAUAGCAACAAACGGAAAAUGGAAGAAGGAGAGGAAAAAGCCAAGCAAGAGAAUUCCAAACGAAUUAGGGAAGAAGAUGUUGACGAAACAGGUGAUAAACAGUCUUCAAAUAGUUUGCCUGCAGUAGUAAAUGGUCAGAGUUCUGCUCUGACAUGUGUUGCAGUACUGCCCGGACUGGGUUGUUACCAGAACUCUUCGUCUGAAGAUGACAGUUCGGAUUCAGACACAGACAGCAAGCCUCCAAGCAGAACGGACUUGCUAGGGAGGAAGGUGGGAGCCAAGGACAACUCUUCUUCAAAUUGCUAAAUGCCCAGUAGGUUUUUCAACAUUGCUUUCAUGAAAACAGUAUCCAGGAAUGCUGAAAUUAGAAUAGAUUUUUAAAUUUUCAGUGCACCGCGUUUUUCAAGUUACUGUAUAUAUUUUUUGUAUAGUUAUACAAUGAAAAAUGUAAA